Messenger RNA from Blepharisma stoltei, 3549 nucleotides. NCBI's taxonomy places the organism in Eukaryota, Ciliophora, Heterotrichea, Heterotrichida, Blepharismidae. The record is from the annotation of a GenBank genome assembly.
AUGGAAGCAAAAUAUGAAAGCAUUGAAAAUACAAUUUGCAGUAAUAAUUUGGAUAAAAAUACAAUCCCAAGCGUGCUAAGUUUAAUUUUGCAAGAAAGAAAUCGUGCAAAUAUUUUAAGAUCUCUCGAAAGACUGACUGAAGUAAAGGAGACUGAAAUCCAUGACCUUUGCAUAGAGCAUAGCAGAGAUCUUCUCUUAGGCGUUGAAACUGCAUCAAAAUUGUGCGAUUCCUUUAAAAACGCCCGCGAAGAUGUAGGAUUUUUACAGAGCGGAGUUCAAGAAGUUGGAAAUCUUAUCAAUGAAGCCUAUAAGAAAAUUGAAAUCCCAAAAAAGAAGCUGGAAAACUCAGAAAAAGCUUUGAAACACCUCUCCGAUAUCAGCUAUGCAGUUUCUUUACUAAAUAAAGCUCAGUCACAAAUUGUAAGCAUGAGACAUAUAUCAGCACUGAGAACCCUAAAUAAAGUAAAAGGCUUAAAGCUAUUAAAGAAAUCCUCAACAGAUACCUCAAAAAUGAUUUUUUCCUUUGUUCCAAGAUUUGAAGAAAUGAUUGAAAGGCAAAUCGAAGAAAGCUUAAGCGAAUGACUAGUAUCAACCAGAAAAAUCGCCGAAGAACUUGGCAAGCAAUUAUUUUUGCAAGCAGAAAACAGGGUUUCUUUUGAAAAAAAGAAGAAAAACAAUGAGCCAAAAUUUUCUGUAAAACCCCGAGAAACCAAUAUUUUAAGCAUGCAUACAAGAGAAAGUAUAAGGCCUUCAAUAAAACCAUCUCGAGAGCUGAACUCUUAUGAGCUUAGCAAAAUGGCAAGUAUGAGACAAUCUACACGAAACCAAUUAAAAAUUGCUGACCAUAAGCAAGAUUUCCAUUUAAUUACAAUCAAUUUUUCGAGUUUGUGACAAUUUGAAUCAGUUUUCGACGUUCUUGGCAAGGCAAAAGAAUAUAGGGAAAAAUUAAAGCACAAUAGGAAGACUCAAAUUUUGCAGACUACAUCAUUCUACCAAAACCAUAUCGAAAAAUUCGAAGCUUUGGCUGGACAGAUAGCAAUUGAGAAAGAGCUAUAUGAGCAUGAUGAUAGAUUUAGGUCGGAAGAAGAGCUUCAAGGAUUGUGGGUUGAAACUAUCUCGCAAUUGGAAAGAGGUUUGCAUGAAAUUCUGGUGAGCUGCACAAGUGCUUUGGAAGUUCUUCAAGUUAAAAAGGCUAUCGUCUUAUUUAUCCACUCAACUGUAAAAUGUGACUUCAUAAUAAUAAAAUGGCUAUGUACAGAAAAUGCUGUUUCCGACAACCCUUUCUCCUCUAUUGUUUUUAUUAUUAUGGCUUCAGUUUUCCAUGUGGACUUUUAUCCCAAUUCCAAUAUGCAAUUACUGCAUAGGGUAUUAGGUGGCUCAAGAAAGUAAGGAGACAUAUGGUUUUCACUUCCUGAUGCACCAGAGUAAGGUGACACUCAGAUGGACGCGCUUUGAAGCUAUAGGAAAUCCCCGAUGAUGGCGCUCAAUUGCCAUCAUCGGGCACCUACAGUAAAGGGUCCACACAGGAAAUGGGUUCCACGUGUGAAGCCCUUUUUGACACUUUGAGAAUCCUCACUUUCACGUGCCAAAAAGGGCUCCACAUGUGGAACCUAUUUCCAGUGUGGACCUGAACUGUAGUUGUCUGAUGAUGGCGCAUUGAGCGCCAUCAUCGGGCAACUUGUAUAACUUCGGACGAAGCGAAACACGGACGGUGAAUAAUUUCUAGCCGCUUUGGUGAGUCUUCUAGGAUGCUUGCUAAACAAGAUGGUUAAAUUUAGAAAUUUCAAAUAGUGGCGUAUGCAUACCUAAAUUAUCUUGUAAAGGAACAACACAAAUUAAAAUCUAAAUAAUUAGUAGUCAAAUGUGGCUUCACACAUAGAUCAUAUGAACUUUUUCAGUUGCUGAAAGAAAACCAUUAACAUUAAUUAGUAUUAUGAGAGGCUCGUCGUUUUGGCGCUGGUUUCCCCUGCCCUGCCCUACCUCCACCCUUCACGCUUCACCCGGCUGCUCACUACCAAUCGAACACGACCUUCAAGGUGUUACACCUACUGGACGAGGAUUGCAGUUGCUACCCGUAUUGGAUGAGUUACGCCACCUAGCAGUACGUCAACAGAGAUUGCCUAUUCCGAAAAUUUGAAAAACAAAUUUUCUGGUAGGACUGUCGGCCAAGAUGGAAAUCCAAAGCCUGGGACGUAAUGCCCAGUUUCACGCUAGGGAGUUGCCCGAUUGAUCAGGAGGGUACCUUCCCGAUGCCGCUGAGCUUCCCCUUUCCAACCUUGGAAUCCAUCUCCCCUGAGGCUUAACUCUUGGUGUCAGAAUGAGCUGCGGUCGGCCAAAUCCGACGUUGGGCUCCACUGUGCCAAGGUAAAACCUAGCCGGAUACACAUUCCGAGCGCCUUUCCCCUUCCACAAGGUCCCCUGCAAACGCAGGCUACAGGUGUUGAGAAAAAGGGCUGGAUCGCCGUCGCCAUUUUAAUGUAUAUGCUGAAAGAAAACCAUUGAAGAUUUUUAGACACUUUAUCGAAACAAUUUGUAAAUGAAUCACAGAAAAUCAUAGACACAGAGACUUAUCAGCCUCUUAGAGCGGACGAAUUAGAAGGAGCACAGCUUGAAGCAAUUGGGCUGGACCAAGAAGCUGAUGAGGGCAAAUACCCAUUCAGUAAAACAGUUCCUGAUCUUGGAAACCUACUUAAGAAAUUUGUGUGGCAUGAUUUGGAUUAUUUAGAGCAAAUCACUGAAAGUCCUGGAGAAGAAUUGUUUAAAACUAUCGACCAAAUGAUACACAAAAUAAACGAGCAGCUUUUUGAACAAAUCAGACACUCAACUGUAAUGCAAACAGCAAUUUUGGCAAUAAAUGCAAAUUUUAUAUAUAAAACUUUCAGCCACGUCUAUGAAUAUUUCGAAGAUAUCACAGGAGCCAGCCGGGAUUUUUCAGCAAGAGAAGCAUUCAUGCAGCUGAAAGAAAAAUGUGAACAUUCAAUAUUUUUGAAAAUCCAAGAGCAGGUUGGGACUUAUCUAAAGAUGAUAGUUGAUUUCUUGCCAAGUUCUCCAAAAAGGCAUGGCUGAAUUGAUGAAAUGUUAAUGUACAUUGACAACACAACAGCAUCUUUAGAAAAAUUACUGGGAACUCAGCUCAGCUCAACUGCUAUUCUUGCAAGUUUUCAAUAUAUUUCAACUCAAUUUAUAGCAAUACUCAACAGUCCUACAGUGCAGCAGUUUAACAUAUAUUUGAUUGAAGAAAUCAACCAGGAUACAAGGAUAAUUGAAGAAUUUAUAUCAAGGUCUCCAAACUGCUGCAGAAUUCCAGGGCUUAAUGACUCGCUUAUUGAAAUAAAAGAACUGAUUUUUGUGUUCGUAAAUAAUGAUUUGGAGUCUCUUAAAGACUCAUCAUUAAGAGAUAAGAAAUACUCGAGGCUGCAUUUAGAAUAUUUAAUCCCUAUUCUUGAAAAGUUUAAAGAAGUCAAGGGGAAAUUGCCAAAGCAGAAAACUGCAGCUAAUGUUGCGAAAAAAUUAAAAGAAAGCAAUAACCGUGGAUCAAUAACUAAUUAG